Molecule: messenger RNA, 2985 nt
Organism: Sphaerulina musiva SO2202
Lineage: Eukaryota; Fungi; Ascomycota; Dothideomycetes; Mycosphaerellales; Mycosphaerellaceae
Product: ribonuclease R
Exons: 1
Coding region: 1-2985 (994 amino acids)
Biological process (GO): rRNA catabolic process
Cellular component (GO): nuclear exosome (RNase complex); cytoplasmic exosome (RNase complex)
Molecular function (GO): RNA binding; endonuclease activity; 3'-5'-RNA exonuclease activity
Source: RefSeq, a predicted model, not a curated record
AUGACUUCGCUGAAGAGAUCAUACGCGUUGACGGGCUCAUCCAGCACGACAUUGAGCAGCAAAACGUAUCUGAGGACGCUCAAGUCAGGCAAGGUGCAGAAAGUGGUACGCGAACUCUACCUGCGCCAAGAUAUACCAUGCUCUUCGAGUUUGUGCACCGAAUGCAUCGACAUCGCUCCAGCAGGCUUCCACGACAAGAGGGAGCCGUUCGUCCUAUCAGCUACACCCGCUGCGACGAAAGUGUACUCGGAAGGACACUACCUGGUGCCUGACACCAAUGCCUUUCUCAAUGCCAUGGACUUUUUCGAGGCCGAAAAUACGGUCCAGGAUGUGAUCGUGCUGCAGACGGUCCUCGAAGAAGUCAAGAAUAGAUCUCUACCACUCUAUCACAGACUGAUUGCCCUCACAAAGAAUGAUGGCAAGAGGUUCUAUGUGUUCUUCAACGACUUUCGCUUAGAGACGCACGUCGCUCGAGACGCUGGCGAGACCAUCAACGACCGCAACGACCGCGGCAUUCGAAAGGCGUGCAAGUGGUACUCUGAACAUUUGCAAAAGGCUGUGGCCGCUCGUCAGAGCAUCCGCUGUCCAGCCAUUGUCAUGUUGUCUGAUGACAAGGAUAACUUAAGCAAGGCGAAGCUAGAUGGCAUUGCUGCUGCUAACUUGCAUGACUAUGUGUCGAGUUUGGCCGACUCAGAUCGUCUUCUUGACAUGGUCGCUUCUAGUCGUGAUCAGCGAGCUGCACGCGAUGCGAAAACACAGCUACUCUACCCGGAUUACGUUUCAGUUUCAGCCAUGCUUACUGGCGUGAAGAACGGCACCAUGCAUCAGGGAACCUUUAGUGUGUCACCGUACAAUUACCUCGAAGGUACCGUGCACGUGCCAUCAUUCGACCGUCCCCUCAUUAUCCAAGGUCGAGAGAACAGCAACCGGGCAGUGUCGGGCGAUAUUGUGGUUCUUGAGGUUCUUCCCAAAGAUCAAUGGAAAGCGCCUUCGAGCAAGGUCAUUGUAGAGGAAGACAUCAACAAGAAUGACAAUGCCGAGAACGAGGACGACUCCGGUGAAGGUGUAGUAUCGGCACAGGAACGUAAGGCAUUGCGCGAUGAAGUCAAGCGUGCCCAUGGCAAGGCUGGAGAGGGCAAACCUCAGCCGACCGCCAAGGUAGUUGGCAUUAUCAAGCGCAACUGGCGUCAAUACGUUGGACACAUCGACAAGGACUCGGUCAAAACUGGUGCGAAGCAGAGUCGAGCACAGCAAACAGUAUUUCUCAUACCCAUGGACAAGCGUAUACCAAAGAUUAGAGUGCGCACAAGACAGGCUGGCGACCUGCUCGGCAAGCGUGUUCUGGUCACGAUCGAUUCUUGGGAUCGUGAGUCGCGGUACCCUGUUGGCCACUUUGUCCGUAGUCUGGGCGAGCUGGAGACAAAGGGUGCCGAGACUGAAGCACUGCUGCUGGAGUGGGACGUCCAAUAUCGACCGUUCCCCAAAACUGUGCUUGACUGUUUACCAGCUGAAGGUCAUGACUGGAAGGUACCCGCAGAUGUCAACGAUCCGGGUUGGAGAGGUAGAAGGGAUCUCCGUGGUGAGCUCAUAUGCUCGAUCGAUCCUCCUGGAUGUGUAGACAUUGAUGAUGCAUUGCAUGCCAAGAAGCUGCCGAACGGCAACUUCGAGGUUGGCGUGCACAUUGCAGACGUCUCGCACUUUGUCAAGCCCAACAACGCAAUGGACAAGGAAGCAUCUCUUCGUGGUACUACAGUCUACUUGGUAGAUAAGCGCAUUGACAUGCUGCCGAUGCUGCUGGGCACCGAUCUCUGUUCCCUCAAACCAUAUGUGGAGAGGUACGCCUUUAGUGUACUGUGGGAGCUCGACCAGAACGCCGACAUUGUGAGUGCGACAUUCACGAAGAGUGUCAUUGCAUCGCGAGAGGCCUUCAGCUACGAACGCGCUCAGCUCCGCAUCGACGACCAAUCGCAGCAAGACGAUCUCACUCAGGGGAUGCGACACCUCAUGUAUCUAUCCAAGAAACUCCGAGCGAAACGAAUGGCUGCUGGUGCGCUGAAUCUUGCGUCGCCCGAAGUGCGAGUCGAGACAGAGAGCGAAACGUCGGAUCCCGUGGAUGUGAAAACCAAGCAACUCCUCGAUACGAAUCAGCUCGUGGAAGAAUUCAUGCUGCUCGCCAACAUCUCCGUUGCGGGCAAGAACUACGAGGCCUUUCCACAGACUGCCCUCCUCCGUCGUCACCCUGCACCCCCAAAGGCGAAUUUCGAAGAACUCGGCAACCAGCUCAAGACUAAGAAAGGCAUGGAACUUCGACACGACUCAUCGAAAGCACUCGCCGACAGCUUGGACGAAUGCGUCGAUCCACAAGAGCCGUUCUUCAACACUCUCGUCCGCAUCCUCGCAACGCGUUGUAUGAUGUCUGCGGAGUACUUCUGUUCCGGCACACAAGCAUACCCCGAGUUCCGGCACUAUGGUCUUGCAUCCGAGAUCUACACGCAUUUCACCAGUCCCAUCCGACGUUAUGCAGAUCUCGAAGCACACCGACAGCUUGCAGCAGCCAUUGAGUAUGAGCCGAUCGAUGCUUCUCUCCAGUCCAGACACAAGCUUGAAGGUGUAUGCAAGAACAUCAACGUCCGACAUCGCAAUGCUCAGAUGGCGGGACGUGCCAGUGUAGAAUACUACGUAGGUCAGGCGCUCAAAGGUCGCAUCAUAGAAGAGGAUGGGUUCAUCAUGCGAAUCUUCAGCAACGGGUUUGUGGUCUUUGUGCCCCGUUUUGGCAUCGAAGGACUGGUCCGUCUCAAGGACCUGGGCGAUGGAGGGGAGAAGGAGCCGGAGAGCGUGUUUGAUGCGGAAGACUACUCCUUGGAGAUCAAUGAUGGGAAGAAGGCGGGUAGCAAAUUUGAGCUCUUUCAGAAGGUUACUGUCCGAAUCAGCGAUGAGGCCGAGGAGAGCACGGGUAAGAGAAAGAUCAAGUUGGGCUUGGUGUAA